Molecule: messenger RNA, 1761 nt
Organism: Parathielavia appendiculata
Lineage: Eukaryota; Fungi; Ascomycota; Sordariomycetes; Sordariales; Chaetomiaceae
Product: glycosyltransferase family 2 protein
Exons: 2
Coding region: 8-1735 (575 amino acids)
Source: RefSeq, a predicted model, not a curated record
CGAGGCAAUGUCGCGUAACGGUGAGAGCCCCCAAAACUGGGGCACCAAGCUAUUCAUAGCCUUCCGAGCACUGAUCAAUGUGGCAACCAUGGCUGGUAUCACGAUUGCUCUUGAUCAAUGCUUUACUCGCCUUGCUGGCAACGACCCCAGCCUCUACUGGUUCCUCGCUCUGUUCACUUGGCGCUAUCUCCGGUUUAUUAUCAACCUGGUUGCGUUCUGGUGUUACUCCCCCUCUCCCAUUCUCGGCAGACCUCUUUACACUCCCUCCAAAGAUGUCACGGCUGUCAUACCCACUGUUGCCCCCGACAGCGCCGACUUCUACGAGACACUCCGGACAUGUGCCGAUAACGGGCCGGCAAAUAUCCUCAUCGUUGCCCCGGGCAAGGUACUCUUCGCCAAGGCACGCUCCAUCGUUGCCGAGUUGACAGCUCAAUACCCUUCGGUGCAGUUCAGGGUCCUCAAGUCGGAGAUUGUCAGCAAACGGGGCCAGGUGGCCGUCGCCAUCCCGCAUAUCGAAACCGACAUCGUGGUUCUGCUCGACGACCAUGUCUUUUGGGGACCACGCUUUCUCGAAUCACUGCUGUGUCCCUUCGCCGACACUGCAGUCGGCCUGGUUGGCACCAACAAGCGAGUCAUUCGCCUCGACGGCCUCAAUCUCUGGGGCAGGAUCUGGAACAUGCUCGGGGCGACCUACCUCUGCCGGCACAACUUUGAGAUUCGUGCCACUAACACGGUCGAUGGCGGUGUCUUUGUCAUUUCCGGCAGGGCCUGCGCCAUUCGCACCGAGAUCUUGCAGCACCCCCACUUUCUCCGCGGCUACACCAACGAGAUGUUCUUCUUCGGCAAGUUCGGACCCCUGAACCCCGACGACGACAACUACAUCACUCGUUUCGUUGUGCGCCAAGGGUGGAAGAUCAAGAUCCAGUACACUGAUGACUCGGUUUUGGAAACCAAAGUCGGCGUCGAGAAGCCGCUCGCCACCAAGUUCCUCGGCCAGUGCCAGCGUUGGGUGCGGACGACUUGGAGGUCGAACCUCUGCAGUCUCAUCACGGACCGGACAGUGUGGACAACGCAGCCGUAUUGCGUCUACUCUGUAUAUCUGACCUCGCUUACCAACUUUGCAGCCGUCACCGAUCCCCUGCUCGUCUACCUCUUCACCCACAGCUCCGCCUACACCUCGGGUCUCCGACUGGCCUGCCUGAUCGAUGUCAACAACAGUGGCGACGCCGGCUCGAGCAAGAACGGAACGGGUGAAGACGACUAUACCGGUCCCGAACAUCUCCACGUCCUCGCCCUCCGCGCCAUCCGAAUCCGCAUCGAACAGCUGCAAAAGUUUCACACUAACCACAUCAAGCGCUAUCAGGAGCCCAUCCUGGCGGAGCUGAACUACAUCAAGGCGGCGCUCAAGGCGCUCCACCGCGAACACCAGGCCAUCUGCGACAACCUGGUGAUCAUCCAAGAACGUCUUGGCGAGGUCGCCAUCCAGGCGGAUGGAGCCGGCAAGGCCGAGGGGCUCGCCGCCGAGGCCCAGGCCACCAUCACCAAGACCAUUGAGGACCUCACGGCGGCCAUUGCCGGGGUGGAAGAGAGGUGGUAUCAGGCUCUGUCGGAGAAUGCUGAGACUGCUCAAGAGUAUGCGUCUUCUGCCAAGUCUGAGAAGCUUGAGAACGUUGAGACGGCUGUCAACUCGGAAAAGGACGAGAACGGUUCUUCGGAAGACGAUUGUUGCUUCUAGUAAUCGCUCGUUAUCUUCAGUGCGGC